Pelobates cultripes (western spadefoot toad) is the source of this 474-nucleotide messenger RNA. The record is from the annotation of a GenBank genome assembly. NCBI's taxonomy places the organism in Eukaryota, Metazoa, Chordata, Amphibia, Anura, Pelobatidae.
GAACACAUCACCCCCAAACAGGCUGCAGGUGGAAUGGAACAAGAUAGAAGACAUAUGGUACCCACAAAAUUAAAGCACAUAGACCCCAAACAAACAGGUGCAUGCUGGAGAUGUGGGAAUAACAUAGGCGACACCCUACAAGCAAUCACCACCCUAUGGGAGGACACACAAACUCUCAUACAGAAAGUAGGGAAGGUUGACAUACCGUUAGCACCAGAAAUAUUCCUCCUACAACACAUUCCACCACGUAUACCCAAACCCCAGAGAUACCUAACCUACCAUAUAACUAUAGUAGUAAUUACGGCCAUAGCUAAAGCCUGGCUCCAAAAGGACCCACCUUCGAUAGAAACAUGUAUUCCCCAACUAGAAACAAUCAAAACAUACGAACGCAUAGCCAGAGCCCACCGAGCUCCACAAAAAUUCUGGGUGGAAGCAUGGAGACUCUGGGAUGCAUACGCUAACUCUCCUAAUUAG